Molecule: messenger RNA, 8083 nt
Organism: Rattus norvegicus (Norway rat)
Lineage: Eukaryota; Metazoa; Chordata; Mammalia; Rodentia; Muridae
Gene: Gtf3c4
Product: general transcription factor IIIC subunit 4
Biological process (GO): chromatin remodeling; transcription initiation at RNA polymerase III promoter
Cellular component (GO): nucleoplasm; transcription factor TFIIIC complex; nucleus
Molecular function (GO): histone acetyltransferase activity; histone H3K14 acetyltransferase activity; RNA polymerase III general transcription initiation factor activity
Source: RefSeq, a predicted model, not a curated record
CCCAGGGCCUUGCGCUUGCUAGGCAAGUGCUCUACCACUGAGCUAAAUCCCCAACCCCUGUACCUAGCUUCUUAACAGGAGUAAAAUGAAUUCCAUUCCUGUGUUUGUAAGGCAAACUCUUUACUGAUAAACCAUGUCCCCCGCUUCACUGCUACCUCACAUAGUGUUCAAUGCUAGUACAUUGAGGAACGCUGUUACUGAGUAGCCUUAAUAGCUCGCAUACACUUAAAGAUCUUUUAAAAGUGGUGUCUGUGCUGGUUCACACUGCUAGGAUGCAUGCACGGGUUCCUAGUGGUUAUUUUCCAAGUUUUACUGUGUCCAGAGCAUUACUUCAGUGCGUGGGAAUUUACCAUCAAGUCACUUUUAAUAACUCCAUAUACUAAAGGGAUUUGGACUUCCUUGUAAUCAUGCCCUACUCUUUCCAUUUCCAAGAUCACAUUUCUUUAAGAAGAGUGGCACUAAAAUCAAAAUGGAAACUUGUACUUUUUCACUGUUCUCCUUUAUUUUCUUUGGCUAUUUGAAAUAAAAGUCUGGUCACAUACCCGCAGCUGUCCUGGAACUUGCUGGGGUGAUAGCUACUGACUCUGAUUACAGAUGUGCACCACCAUGCUUUUUAUCCAUCUCUCUAAAAACAAUAGUGUUCUUCCUACUUUCAGUGUGUGUGCUAGGAAUAUCUUUAGAUCAACCUAUGUUCUUUUUGAUUCAGUCCUGGCUUUAAUUUUAGUCAUAACUUCCCCUGUCUUUACUGUCUCUUUAAAAUCUUUUUACAGAGCUUUCAUCAUUUGGCUGAACACAUGAUACAUGUUACAGACCCAGAGAGGGGGGUGAUAAAACAAAGCUAGAAUGAUCUGAGAAGGCCUCCUAAGAUUAGACGUGCAAAGAUAGGUGGGCAGGAGCAAGUCAGGCAAGGUGGCCAGGAAAAGUAGUGGUUGGAAUAGAGAAGUUUGAUAGGAGCCAGCUGACUGAUAGCAAGAGUAGUAGAGUAGUAGACAAGGCAAUGUGUGUGGUUUGUUUUAAAAAAAAAAAAAAAAGCUGCAGAUUAAAACGCCUAGAGUUGUUCUGUAAGGUUUAGCAGGUAAAAAGCACAGACUUGGUGACUUUGGUUAAAUCUCUAGAACACACAUGGAAAUGGAAAGCCCAGUGUGAUGGCUUGUGUCUUAAUCCCAACAUUCCUUUAGUUAGAUGGAAGGCAGAGGUGAAGAAUCAGGAGGAAGCUGACCAGCUAGCUAACCUGGAGUACACAAGUACAACAGAAACAAGACAGCCCUUACCUCAACAAGGUGAGGGGGCGUGGCAUGGUAAAAUGAAUAAAGAGGCUGGGAUUGGGCUGGAACUUUGUUUUAUCUCGACUAUAAGUUCAUAGUUCCCUAACUUUUAAAACUACUGUUGUUUGUAACUGGCUCAGCUAAGUGUUCCUCUCACUCUGGAUCAAAUGUUAACUCCAUAGGCCAAUUCUAAAGGGAAUAUAGACAAGUGGUGCAUAGUCACAUUUACUUUAAGUUAGUUUUUCAAAAGCUAUUUCUUUGAGUAAGUGAACAUUUUUCUUUUUUCUUUUUCUUUUUUUCGGAGCUGGGGACCGAACCCAGAGCCUUGCGCUUGCUAGGCAAGUGCUCUACCACUGAGCUAAAUCCCCACCCCCGUUGGCUCGAAAACAGAAGUUGCUGAGUGCAAGGAAAAGUUUGCUUCCUCUAAAGACCCCACCAUCAGCCAGACUUUCAUGCUGGACAGGAUGUUCAACCCUGAGGGGAAGGCAUUGCCCCCAAUGCGGGGUUUCAAAUACACUAGCUGGUCUCCCAUGGGUUGUGAUGCAAAUGGCAGGUGCCUCUUGGCAGCGCUGACCAUGGACAAUCGCCUGACCGUGCAGGUAAACCUCAACAGACUCCAAUGGGUUCAGCUGGUUGAUCUGACUGAGAUUUAUGGAGACCGUCUUUAUGAGACCAGUUAUAGACUGUCUAAAAAUGAGGCUCCUGAGGGAAACCUUGGGGAUUUUGCUGAGUUUCAGAGGAGACACAGCAUGCAGACCCCAGUCAGAAUGGAAUGGUCGAGUAUCUGUACCACUCAGCAGGUCAAGCACAACAACGAGUGCCGGGAUGUGAGCAGCGUGCUCCUGGCCGUCCUCUUUGAGAACGGGAAUAUAGCUGUGUGGCAGUUCCAGCUGCCGUUUGUGGGCAAGGAGUCCAUCUCUUCGUGCAACACUAUUGAGUCAGGAAUCAGCUCCCCCAGUGUCUUGUUUUGGUGGGAAUAUGAGCACAGCAAUAGGAAGAUGAGUGGCCUUAUUGUAGGCAGUGCUUUUGGACCCGUAAAAAUUCUCCCUGUCAAUCUCAAAGCAGUCAAAGGCUACUUUACUUUACGGCAGCCUGUUGUCUUGUGGAAAGAGAUGGACAAGUUGCCUGUGCACAGCAUCAAAUGUGUGCCACUUUAUCACCCUUACCAGAAGUGUAGCUGUAGCUUAGUGGUGGCCGCAAGAGGCUCCUAUGUGUUCUGGUGUCUUCUUCUGAUCUCCAAGGCGGGUCUGAAUGUUCACAAUUCCCACGUCACAGGCCUUCACUCGCUGCCCAUCGUCUCCAUUACCGCAGACAAGCAGAACGGAACCGUGUACACCUGCUCUAGUGACGGAAAGGUGAGGCAGUUGAUUCCCAUCUUCACAGAUGUUGCAUUAAAAUUUGAACACCAGCUGAUUAAGCUCUCAGAUGUAUUUGGCUCAGUGAGGACUCACGGCAUUGCAGUGAGCCCCUGUGGUGCUUACCUGGCCAUCAUCACCACUGAGGGCAUGGUCAAUGGCCUCCAUCCAGUGAACAAGAACUACCAGGUUCAGUUUGUUACUCUCAAGACCUUUGAAGAGGCAGCUGCUCAGCUCUUGGAGUCUUCAGUUCAGAAUCUCUUUAAGCAGGUAGACUUGAUUGACUUAGUCCGCUGGAAAAUUUUAAAAGAUAAACAUAUUCCUCAGUUUUUACAUGAAGCUUUGGAAAAAAAGAUUGAAAGCAGUGGGGUUACCUAUUUUUGGCGUUUUAAGCUUUUCCUCCUAAGGAUUUUGUAUCAGUCAAUGCAGAAAUCCCCAUCCGAGGCCUUAUGGAAACCCACCCAUGAGGACUCAAAAAUCUUACUGGUUGACUCACCUGGGAUGGGCGAUGGUGAGGAUGAGCAGCAAGAGGAAGGUACUUCCAAGCAGGGGACGAAGGCUGGCCUGCAGGAGAAGAGCAAAGAGGGUGGUGACACGGAGGAGACUCCUGAGGAUUCACUCACUGCCGUGGGAGACACCGGAGGCCGUGAACCCAUAGAGGAGAAGCUCCUUGAGAUCCAAGGGAAGAUUGAGGCUGUGGAGAUGCACCUGACCAGGGAGCACAUGAAGCGGGUCCUCGGAGAAGUGUACCUGCACACCUGGAUCACGGAGAACACCAGCAUCCCCACCAGAGGGCUCUGCAACUUUCUCAUGUCUGAUGAAGAUUAUGAUGACAGAACAGCACAGGUCUUGAUUGGACAUAUCUCCAAGAAGAUGAACAAGCAGACCUUCCCUGAGCGCUGCAGUCUGUGUAAGGAGAUCUUACCAUUCACAGAUCGCAAGCAAGCUGUUUGUUCCAAUGGGCACAUCUGGCUCCGGUGCUUUCUAACCUACCAGUCCUGCCAGAGCUUGAUCUACAGGCGGUGUUUGCUCCAUGACAGCAUCGCCAGGCACCCUGUUCCAGAAGAUCCUGACUGGAUUAAGAGGUUGCUGCAGAGUCCUUGUCCUUUCUGUGAUUCUCCUGUCUUCUGAGUUCGGUGAGGAGGAUGCGGGAACAUGAAGUUGGCUAAAGAGAGUGCCCUGAAGCCUGAAGAGCAGGUGCGCUGGAGAGAGCCUGGCGCUGCUCAGUGGAGAGACACUCUGCUAACUGGAAGGGGGAGGUCAUCCUAGGAGCUCAUUUCACCAGCACACACACCGUCUUCACGUACUGAAGGCGAUCUUGUAAAUGACUAGAUUCAGAGAGUUGAGUCAUGUAAGGGGAGCAUUAGCCGUCCCCAGCUCCCCACCUGGUGAGGACCACUUGCUUCCCAAGUGUCUUGCCUAAAGCAGCUUGAGCAGAAGCCUUCUGCUUCUAGAACGCAAAGGUCUCUUCUAGAGAAUCUAAGGACCUUCUCGUGAGUUAGGUUUUCGUCCUUGCUUUGUUCUGGGACUGCCUGUAGCUCCAGAGGGCUUACAUUGGUUGGUACAUGCAUGACACUGCGUAUGCCAAUACACCUUCAAGUGUAUGAGGCCAGCUGUUUGUGGCUGGUGUGUGCUCAGCAGACUCAUUGCCCAUUGACUGGUUUUCACUCAUAUGGAAGACAUUUUCCUAAAACUAUAUUUUUGAAGCCAAGAAUAGAAUCAUCUUAAUGUAUCAAAUGAUCAGGUGACUAUUAGAAGUUAAUAAUUGUCAUCUAGUUUUAUCUCCUGUGUCAUCAGAUUUCCUGUCCCGGCUCUUUAGUGUGUAAGAGGAGAUUAAGUACCCCGGCCCUCAUCACAGCUCCACUUCAUGCCCAUGUGGUAACCUAGAUAUUUGUACAUACGGGGGAAAUGUUGUCUCCUUUUAGUAUUAAAUCAAAGCUUCAGUAUUUCUAACACUGACGUAUCCCGACAUCUCACUGAGUAUUGGGGGAAGGCUGGUCUAGAGACCUCUGGAGAAGGCUGGUCUAGAGAAAGAUGGAGAAAGGUGGAGUGGAGGUCCUUGAGCUCUGUGCUACAAGCAUGUGCAGCUCAAGUGGAAAGCCUAAGAAUUUCCUCUCUUGCCAAAGGCCCUCCAUCUUUGGAAUACAGGUAUUUUUCUGUGGGCUUAAGGAGGAGACACGCACUAUCAGUUGGCUGCUAGCUCUUCGCUGAGACCUGAAGCAUUCUGGAAUGGUGGUCUGGGGUCAUCAGAGUAAGUCUCCUAGGAUUGGUGCUAAUGACUUGGACUGCAGUGCACACAUUCUGAAGCUGUGCGGUUGGAGAGUGAGGCGGAAACUAGAGAGCAUGAAAUGCUUUACUCCUUGAUGAUCCUUUUUUAAUCAUUAUUAUUAUUAUUAUUUUAACAUACUUUCCCACUUUGAUUUUAUAUCCUUGGCAAAAGACAUUUCGUGGUCCUCACUUCAGAAAUGAUGUCUUAGUACUUGGGUACCACCACGAGAGACAGACCACAUGCCACCCUGCCACACUUCCUGCCCUGAAAAGUAGCUGCACACUGGGCACAGACCCUAAGACGCUUCCAGAAGCUGCUCUGAAAUUUCCUAUUAAGGUUCUUUCCCUGUGCCAUGUGUCUAAUGGAUUGUUUGUUGGGGUCUUUAAUGUCCUGACAUAGGGUUGUUUCAAGAACAGCGUCUAUCCAGACUUGAGGGGCAGCAAGGACAGAGCCCUGAGUGACCCAGUUUAGACUCUGCAUGGCUGCAGCUGAGCCCGCAGCUGUCACUCCUCAGAGGAAGAAGACGGCAGGAGUGGCGAUGGUAUUGAUGGUUGUUCCUUCUGUGUCUACCAUGCAUGCCAAGCUUCCUUUCUCUUACUCUUGGAUCAGUCUCCCUCGGUGUCCUCAGAGACUUCGUGAGAACUUAGAACCUGCGGUUCUUUAACAUUUUAACAAUUAGAAAUUACAAAACAAUUUCCAGGGUCUGUACUUGUGUACAGGAAGAAACGUGGCAACUGGAACACAAGUGUUCAGCAAGAGGCCUGUCCCUGCAGCAUUCUUAGGACUCUGAAAUCUAGCCACAGCCAGUAGGAAUCUCUCACACAUACACACACACACACACACACACACACACACACACACACACACACACACACACACACACACACUGAUGUUACUCUUCAGAGCUGGUGAACAAGAGAAUUUGUGGUUGAUGGUAGCCUCCUGCAAGGGUCUGUAUAUAGGACCAUGGAGGGUUGAUGGAGAAAAGUGGGAGUGAUCCCAGCGUCUUGUCCCGCUUCCAGCUUGUGCUGCUUGGGGGAGGAGUUGAGGUCUCUUUCAGUUGCAGCUGUAGUAGCUGUUUCAGCAGGGAGAGGAAAAGUAGCCAUCAGAUUGCUGGCCUGCAUUUAGAAGACUAGAGCAGAGAUUCCACAGAGACCUUACUGCAGCACUGCUGGGUACCAGGCUCCGUGCCUGGGGCUGUUUGUUACUCUAGGUAGGAAUAGGCAGCUUGUUGUGGUUGCCGUUCGUACUGAUGUCCUGAUAUGUUCACCCAGACUCUCUACCUCCUACCAGAUCCGCCAGAAGCUGUCAUGAGUACCAGUGACGUUUAUGGUCAGUCGUAACAUUGUUCUGCUUGUCCCUCUGGGGUCUAGCAAGUUUUUAAGAACAUGUGUGUGGAAGCAUGUAGGCCGAACCUAGCAAUAACCUUACCAAGUGAACUAAUUAGACUGGGAAAGGUAUUCUGUUUGUUCUGUCUGGUUUUUGAGACAGGGUCCCACUAUGCUGUAGCUCUGGCUGCCCUGGAACUCUUGUGGACCAGGCUGCCAUUGAACUCAUAUCUGCCUGCCUCUGCCUCCAAUAUGGGAAAGUUUUAGGGGUUAGUAAUUAUUAAGUCAUUUGAUUGGUUAUAUUGGUAUCAGAUAAGGUGCAGACCUGGCAGAGGCUAAAUAACCUGGGGAGCUGAGCACCUACAGCUCCUGAAAUAGCUCAGGUUUACCUUCCCUUCCCCAAGAGGCAGCUCCCAGCAUGAGGAUGCAUUCAGGGCCAGGAAAAUAGAUAGUGAUAUAAAUUUCUAACGGCCAGGCCAUGUGGGUCUUCCUAGAAAACAGCAGUGAGCAUCUCGUGGGCAGAGGGCCGCGGAACUCGGGGCUGACUGCAGCUUCAUGCCACCACAGUGUCAGUUGUCUGAGCUGAGUGGAGUACAGUCAGUCAGAUGCACAGAGUUCUCACACAGCACACCUUGGACUUAGCCACAGCUAGUCACUUAUGGUGUGGCAGUCUGCAAAACCUCAGCAGCCUACCUCCCCCUGGAGGAUUGGCUUGGAAGGACACCCGGUAGGGUGCAAGGAAACAGAUAGUCUGGCUUUACUUAUGGAGAAGCCCUAGUGGACGCUGAGGUACACUUUAGAGUAUACCUCAGACUGGCGUGGUUAGUUCUUAUCUACUCUUUGUUGAAGCUAAGAAGUUCUUGAAGGUAAAUCUGCUUAGAGUCUGCUGCUCAACCUGAGUGCUUAGUAGAUAAAAUGUCCUUAAAUGGAGCUAAGCUGCACCCAAGGUAACCUUGCUUCUAGCUGCCAACAGACAUGGCAGCUCUGUCCAUGGUUCAGGCAGAAGGCAGUGUUCUUGGAUCAUGUUCUUCAAGGUCAUGUUUCUGUCUGGGGAGAUGAUGCAGUCUGGGAUCUAGUCAUAAAUUUAUCUGGAGCCACGUGGGUGUGGCUCACCAACAGGACCUAAGUAUUCCUUCCUUGUGAUGAAGGAAGCCGCACACAUCUGGAUUACAUUGUAGGCUCACGAACAAAAAACUGGUCCUGGGUUGAGCAGGUCACCUCAGAGUUCUAAAUCUCCACUGUAUUUUUAAGACUGAAGUUCUUUAUCUCAGAGGGGGGAAGAGCGCUUGCUUAGCAUUCCUGAGGCCUCAAGUCCAUCCUCUGCCUCACUUGGGGCAGGGUCACUGUUUACAUCACUACCGUGACAUUGUGUUGUUUUCAUAGCAAAGAAUACUCUAAAAUAGAUUGGGUGAGGCAUGAUGGCACACCUAUGUUCUAAGCACUCAGGAGCCUUGAGGCAGGAGGAUCAAAUUGAAGGCCAGGCUGGGCUGUGUGGAGAGAACCUGUCUCAGAGCCAGUGCUCAGAUUGGGCAGCAUCAGAGGUAGUGAUGAUGCUGCAACAUUUUCAGACCAGGUCUGCAUUUUGGCUGACAGACUAGGGUGAGUACUGGUGUUCUCACUCUCUCUAUAAGGUACUAAUACAAAAUCACACACAAGUGUCCAUGAACUGUGUCUUUUCCAAGGCUUUGUUUCACAUUUGUAUUUUGAUACGACAUGGAUGUGAGCAUCGCAGUUGUUUAAACAGAUGUCUGCUGCGCUUAGUGGUUGAACCUCUGUCUGCCUGAUGUCUGUGUAAAGUCUGUGCUUGGCUUUGAAUUGUAUGUUUACAUCUUACUGUUUUUAAAUAAAGAGAAAAUUUUAUGGUUA